AUGAGUACUAGGAGUUAUAACCAUGUUGAUCAAGGGAAGUUAAAGUCUAGAGCAAUGAAGGGAAUUCUCAUGGGGUAUCCACAUGGAGUCAAAGGAUACAGAAUUUGGAGUAUUGAUGAAAGAAAAUGCAUCAUCAGCAGAGAUGUUAUUUUCUGUGAAGGCAUACUAUAUAAGGAUGUAGUAAAGGUGUCACGAGAGGGUAAGGAAAAAGAAAAGAGACAAGUUAAAAAGGUCUCUUUUAUUCUGCCAAAUGAGGAAGGUGAAUCUUCUGAAUCAGAGGCUGAGACAUCAGAAGAAGGUGAAGUUUCUUCAGGAAAUGAUGAAAUUGUUCCAGAUUCAGAAGAAGAAUCAGAUGAAGGAGGACUUAAAGAUUACCAGCUUGCAAGAGAUAGAGAAAGAAGGGUCGGAAUUAAACCUCCAAGUAGGUUUGAUGAUCAGGAUGUAGCUGCUUAUGCUCUAAAUGUGUUCCAACGCAUGAAUGCAGAAGAACCUCAAACUUAUGAAGAAGCCAUAAGGUGCAAAGAUAGACUGAAGUGGAUUGCUGCUACUAAUGAGGAGAUGGAGUCUCUUCUAAAGAAUCAUACAUGGAAGCUGAUACAAAGACCUGAAAAAGAAAGAACCAUUGGGUGCAAAUGGAUUUUUAAGCUCAAGCCAGGAAUAAAAGGAGUGGAGGAACCUAGAUACAAAGCUAGGUUAGUGGCUAAGGGGUUUUCUCAGAUUGAGGGGAUUGAUUAUCAUGAAGUUUUUUCACCAGUAGUGAAGCAUACAACUAUACGGCUGGUGUUGUCGAUGGUGGUCGAUUAA
Molecule: messenger RNA, 804 nt
Organism: Microthlaspi erraticum
Lineage: Eukaryota; Viridiplantae; Streptophyta; Magnoliopsida; Brassicales; Brassicaceae
Source: the annotation of a GenBank genome assembly